AUGUCCUAUACCAGUACUGACUCGGACUCACACCCAUCUGGCUUGGCCGACGCUGAAGCUCUCCUCAUAAUUGCUAGAUUUGAGGAGUUGUGUGAAGGCGACACUACGACAUCCAGCACUCCACAUAGCCAUGACUUUGAGCCGUGCCUCGGUGGCCAAGCGCAUGGCCAAGGCGCCCCUGUAUACAGCUGCGGGUGCUACCGUCGCACGAAAGUUGAACCUGCACUUGCACUCGCAGAUGCACUCGCAGAUGUAUCCGAACACCAGGGACUUGAAAAGGAUGUCGAUAGUUCGAACACACAAGUUGGAGGCCGUAGCGGUGACUCGGAAAUUUGGCCCCUGAAGCGCAAGAGGUCAAAGACAGCCUCUGAGUCUGACCCCACGUUGUUAAUGGCUAUAUUGAAUGUAGCACCAGCACUUGAAGUGCCAAAGUGUAGGAAGCUGGGAAAGGCCUUUAAAUUGAAUAGAAGCAUGACUCAUGAAACCUCAGUACUUAAUGUUGCGAAACGCCUCGAAGCUGCCAUUGACAGGCAAACAGAGGUGCUGUCCAAGAUUUAUCGCGUUCUGGAGGGCAGUGCCAAGUAA
Suillus plorans is the source of this 585-nucleotide messenger RNA. RefSeq lists its product as uncharacterized. The record is from RefSeq and is a predicted model, not a curated record. Bases 1 to 585 code for a protein of 194 amino acids. The transcript has 3 exons. Lineage: Eukaryota; Fungi; Basidiomycota; Agaricomycetes; Boletales; Suillaceae.